Messenger RNA from Limanda limanda (common dab), 2939 nucleotides. It is a transcript of the gene xylt1, whose product is annotated as xylosyltransferase I. Gene Ontology annotation, molecular function: protein xylosyltransferase activity. Lineage: Eukaryota; Metazoa; Chordata; Actinopteri; Pleuronectiformes; Pleuronectidae. Bases 1 to 2859 code for a protein of 952 amino acids. Gene Ontology annotation, biological process: heparan sulfate proteoglycan biosynthetic process; chondroitin sulfate proteoglycan biosynthetic process. The record is from RefSeq and is a predicted model, not a curated record. Gene Ontology annotation, cellular component: membrane. The transcript has 11 exons.
AUGGUCGGCGGCGUGUGUGCUCGCAGGCUGGCCCGCCGCUCGCGGUCGGCGCUGAUCGCAGCCCUCACGGUGCUGCUGGUGCAGACCCUGAUCGUGUGGAACUUCAGCAGCCUGGACUCCGGCGAGGACGGAGGCGCCAGCGUGCGGGAGAAGAGGGACCGGCUGGCGGGCAACAAAGCCGCGGGCAGCGACUACUUCCAGCAGCGGGUCCAGCAGCGGCAGCAUCUCCCUCCUCCUCCGCCGCCAGGGAGGGGGGCGGCUCGCCACAUCCAACAGCCGGAUGGAUAUUACUCCCACCGGCCGAAGGAGAAAAGUAGAGUCGACAGCAACAACGAGAACUCUGUGCCCAAAGACUUUGACAACAUAGACAAUAGUAACUUUGGCGCACGCUCGCAGCCUAACCGGCAGUCUGUCGGGGCCACGAGCAGCAAGCAGCAGCGGGAGCACCUGCAGGAGAAGGCCCACGCGCAGCAGCAGGCCUGGCGGGACAACUCCCCCGGGCUGAGCCGCAGCUCCAAUGAAGUACUGCCCGUCGGCCAACAGUCCCUAGCGGUAUGGAACAACUCCUCCUACCUAGGUGGUCAGGGUGCUGUGGGAGUUCCACGGCAGCAGACCCGUUCCUCACAGGCCCAGCCGGCCCAGCAGGCCCAUCAGGCCCAGUCGCAGCACAGACAUCAGCACCCCCACUGGAGGCAGGUGACCGCAGCACCGCUGGAGGUGACCUACGACCAGCCGCCCAAGUGCGAGAUCAGUGGGAAGGAAGCCAUUUCAGCGCUCUCCAGAGCCAAGAGCAAGGAGUGUCGGCAGCAGAUCGCCGAGGUGUACUGCAGACACAAGGAAGCGCAGUUAAUGCCUGAGAAGGUCACUCGCUACUGCCACCUUGAGGGUAAAGCCAACGUGAAUGUCCAUUGGGAUGAGGACUCUGCUGAGAGUUUCCCAUUAAAACCAGUGAGAAUAGGGUUCGUCUUGGUGGUCCACGGACGAGCCGCUCGCCAGUUUCAACGCCUCUUCAAAGCCAUCUACCACACCUCGCACUACUACUACAUCCACGUUGAUCAGCGCUCCAACUACUUGCACAGGCAGGUGCAGGCCCUGGCUGCACAGUAUCCCAACGUGAGGGUGACACCGUGGCGCAUGGCCACCAUCUGGGGCGGUGCCAGCCUGCUGACCAUGUAUCUCCGCAGCAUGGCUGACCUGCUGGCCAUGAGGGACUGGAGCUGGGAUUUCUUCAUCAACCUCAGUGCUGCGGAUUAUCCCAUCAGGACCAAUAACCAGCUGGUGGCCUUCCUGUCCAAAUACAGAGACAUGAACUUCAUCAAGUCACAUGGCCGGGACAACGCCAGGUUUAUCCGUAAGCAGGGUCUGGAUCGUCUGUUCUUCGAGUGCGACACCCACAUGUGGCGGCUGGGCGAUCGUAAAAUCCCAGACGGCAUCUCGGUGGACGGCGGCUCCGACUGGUUCCUGCUCAACCGCAUGUUCGUGGAAUAUGUGAUGAACUCCAAGGACGACCUGGUCACCAACAUGAAGAGAUUCUACGCCUACACACUGCUGCCUGCCGAGUCCUUUUUCCACACGGUGCUGGAGAACAGCGCCUACUGUGACAGCAUGGUGGACAACAACCUGCGCAUCACCAACUGGAACCGUAAACUGGGCUGUAAGUGCCAGUACAAGCACAUCGUGGACUGGUGUGGAUGCUCCCCGAAUGAUUUCAAGCCUGCAGACUUCCACCGCUUCCAGCAAACUGUGCGACCCACCUUCUUCGCCAGGAAGUUUGAAGCCAGCGUGAACCAGGAGAUAGUGAACCAGCUGGACACCUACCUGUUUGGACCCUUUCCUCAGGGAAUGCCGGCGCUAAACUCGUACUGGGAGAACGUGUACGACGAGCCAGAUGGAGUGGCCAGCCUGUCGGACACGCAGCUCACGUACUUCCACUCCUUCUCUCGCCUGGGCCUGGCCAGGGCUGCCGCCUCGCUACAGGGUAACCCAAAGGAUCACAGCUGCAGGUACUUCCCCAUGGGCCACCCGGUGUCGGUGCAUCUCUACUUUCAGUCGGACCAGUUCCAGGGCUACCUGGUCAAGCAUCACGCCACCAACCUGGCCACCAGCAAACUGGAGACCAUGGAGACCUGGGUGGCGCCCAAGAAGAACUUCAAGCUGAGCACGCCUGCGAGCAGCACGUUCAGCAGGUUGCAGUUUGCGGAGAUCGGUGCGGAGUGGGACGCCAAGGAGCGUCUGUUCAGAAACUUCGGCGGCUUAAUGGGUCCCAUGGAUGAGACGGUGGGCAUGCAGAAGUGGAGCAAAGGGCCCAACGUCACCGUCACCGUGGUGUGGAUCGACCCCACCAACGUCAUCGCCGCCACCUACGACAUUCUGAUCGACGCCAGCGCAGAGUACACCCACUACCGCCCGCCGCUGAACCAGCCCCUGCGGCCGGGGGUGUGGAGCGUGCGCAUCCUGCACCACUGGAGCCCCGUGGCCGAGAUGAAGUUCCUCAUCGCCCCGCUGUCCCAUCACAAACACCAGCCCAUACGACAAGAGGAAACUGUGAAGCUCCACAACGGGCCGGCGAAGAACAGCUACAUGGAGCAGAGUUUCCACGGCCUCAACCCGGUGCUAAACAUCCUCGUCAGCCCGGGCUCCGUGGAGCAGGCCAAGAGGAACGCGGCGCUGACCGGGCCAGAGCUCGAGCAUUGGUUGGACAGCCUGGUGGGCGAGCUGUGGGAGGCGGCCGACGUCUGUGCCGUGGGCCCCACGGCCUGUCCUGUCAUGCAGACCUGCUCCAAGAGUCCCUGGAGCUCCCUGAGUCCGGACCCCAAAUCCCAGCUCGGAGCACCACACGCAGACGGGCGUAUCAGGUAGCAGUGAGGCCUCCAGCUGGACGGGAGGCCACGGCACAGGAGUUUCACUGUUGAUUUUUAUUUAUUUAAGGGGUUUGUUGC